Messenger RNA from Necator americanus (New World hookworm), 516 nucleotides. RefSeq lists its product as uncharacterized. NCBI's taxonomy places the organism in Eukaryota, Metazoa, Nematoda, Chromadorea, Rhabditida, Ancylostomatidae. Bases 1 to 516 code for a protein of 171 amino acids. The transcript has a single exon. The record is from RefSeq and is a predicted model, not a curated record.
AUGGAUGAAAUGGAAAAUGGCAACAGGCGUACUGUGCGACAAGAAAGUCCCUGUUUGACUGAAGUCGAAGAUCUACAGGACGGUUGUGCGUCCUGUUGCCCUUUACGGAUGCGAGGCGAGUGCUGGCCGACGACGAAAGCCUUGGUAAGAGUGUUGCACGCUAUGGAGAUGCGGAUGUUGAGGUGGACGAUAGGUGUAACGCUAAAAGAGAAAGUAUCCAAUGACACUGUACGCUCCAUCUUCGGCGUCGUCCCGAUAACUGAGAAGAUGAAGGAGGCGCGACUGAGAUGGUUUGGUCACGUCUUGCGGCGAGAGGAAGAUUCUGUUGCCAAAACCGCUCUGAAGCUCGACGUUUCAAUAGUGAGGCCGCGUGGGAGGCCAAAGAUUCGCUGGUUAGAACGUGUGAAGCUGGAUAUGAUAGAUGCGCGUUUGUGUACGGCUGAUGCAAUGGAUAGAACCAAAUGGAAUACAAGAAGCGGAAAGGCGGACCCUGCAACAACGCGGGACAAACGCUAG